UAAUGUUUACAUCAGCGGUAUACUUAGGAAAUUUUUGAAGCUGGAUCCCACACGAACAAUUAUAAAUUGACCCAUUCUGAAAAUUUAUUUUGAACGAGAUGGAUAACGAAAGUGCAGUAGCAUCAUUCAAAAAUAUUCUGAAUGAUCAACCUGAAGUUUCACCAGCCAUUGCAGCACUUACUGUACUGUUGGAUUUCAUGAGCAAAGAUACAUCUGAAACUAUUCAAGGCUUGGAUAGCAAUAUAAAAGCUGUUGUUGAAGCAUUAAAUGGUGUUGAUUGUUCUGUGACAUCAGUAAAAUCCGCUUGUGAACUUUUUAUGCGAUUUAUUACUCUGGCUUCAUUAGAUCAUAGUGACUUUAAAGAAUGCAAACAAGUUCUGUCUCAAAGAGGCACAGUGUUCCUUGAAAGAGUAUCUGCUGCAAGAUUAAAAAUUUCCAAAUUGGGUCAAACAUUUAUUGUUGAUGGAAUGAACAUCUUGGUUCACUCUCAUUCCAGAGUUGUAUAUCAAACACUAAUUGAAGCUUAUAAUGCAAAAAAGAGAUUUCAUGUUUAUGUCACAGAAUCUGCUCCAGAUUUUUCAGGCAAAUCAAUGCUCGAAAAACUGGAUAAAGCUGGAAUUUCCUGCACUUUAAUUAUAGAUGCUGCUGUUGGGUAUGUUUUGGAAAAAGUUGAUUUAGUCUUCCUUGGAGCUGAAGGAGUUGUUGAAAGUGGGGGAAUAAUAAAUAAAAUUGGCACUUAUGGGAUUGCAAUAUGUGCAAAAGAAAUGCAUAAACCUGUUUAUGUGUUGGCAGAGAGCUUUAAAUUUUCGCGUCUGUUUCCAUUGAAUCAGCGAGAUCUUCCAAAUGAACUAAAACACCUCUCUUCCAAAGUAAACUCUAAGGAGCAUCCAUUGAUAGAUUAUACGCCUCCAUCUUAUAUCACAUUACUCUUUUCCGAUUUGGGAAUACUGACACCUUCAGCUGUUAGCGAUGAGCUUAUAAAGCUGUAUAUGUGAUAUUCAUUUUAAACUAAUAAAAUUUAUUAUCUAUUUGUAAAA
Molecule: messenger RNA, 1037 nt
Organism: Uloborus diversus
Lineage: Eukaryota; Metazoa; Arthropoda; Arachnida; Araneae; Uloboridae
Gene: eIF2Balpha
Product: translation initiation factor eIF-2B subunit alpha-like
Exons: 10
Coding region: 99-995 (298 amino acids)
Biological process (GO): translational initiation
Cellular component (GO): eukaryotic translation initiation factor 2B complex
Molecular function (GO): translation initiation factor activity; guanyl-nucleotide exchange factor activity
Source: RefSeq, a predicted model, not a curated record